AAACCUUAAUAUUGCAUUUCGUCUCUCAAUUUAUCCCUUCAUCGGAGAGAAGACAAUCUUUCAUCGUUUUCUCUCCUUCCAUAGAUAAAUAAAGUUGAUCCCCCAAAAGGGUAUCAUAGUUGAAGAAUCUAGAGUUAGGCUACAUCAUAAUCUAAUUUGCAAACAUGGGUUUUUUUAGAAAAGCAGCUUCACCCGGUCCUAAUAGUGAAUCCGAGACAGAAAAGAAAGAUGUACCCGCCAGAAGGACUACUUCUGAACCAGUACUCCCUGUCCCAGACUCUAAAAACCCUUUUGAUGAUGAAGACGAUGAUGACUUUUUCGGUAAAGCCAAAACAUCGACUCUUAGGAAAGGGCAGAAGAGUAAAGCUGAGCUUGACGGCAUGUCUAAUCAGGAAUUAGAACACUACGCCGUGGAUCAGGCUGAAGAAACCACUAAAAGUGUAAAUAACUGCUUGAAAAUAGCAGAAGAUAUCAGACAAGAUGCUAACAAGACUCUUGAUACUUUGCAUGCUCAAGGGGAACAAAUUCAUAGGACGCAUGAGAAAGCCGCUGAUAUGGAAAAAGAUUUGAGCAAGGGCGAAAAGAUUUUGGGGAGCCUUGGUGGUAUGUUCUCUGCAACUUGGAAGCCAAAGAAGGGCAAGGAGAUCAAAGGGCCAGAUGCAAUAGAUGAUGGAAAAGCCGGAAAGAAAGCAAGCAAGGGAGAUAGGGAGAAGUUGGGGUUGGAUCAUGGACAUCAUAAAGAGAAGAAAGACAAAAAGGGACAUAAAAAAGCUUCAGGUGAACCAAAGGAUGCCAUGGAGAAAGUUGAAAUGGAGAAGGAAAAGCAAGACGAGGCGUUGGAUGAACUAAGCAGUGUAUUGGGUGAUCUUAAGGGAAUGGCUGGCGAGAUGGGAUCUGAACUCGACAGGCAAAACAAAGCUCUGGAUAGUCUUUCAGAGGACGUUGACGAGAUAAACAACCGAGUCAAAGGUGCAAAUACUCGUGCUCGUAAAUUGAUCUCAAAGUAAAAGAUGUAUCAUCCAACUUCAUUCCCAAUCCCAUAUAUCUUGUUGUUGUAUAAUUGUGUAUCUAUACUUUUAUUUUGUUUUUGUAUAUGAAUAUGAAUAUAUUGCAUUAUAAAUGCCUAAAGACCUA
Molecule: messenger RNA, 1134 nt
Organism: Erigeron canadensis
Lineage: Eukaryota; Viridiplantae; Streptophyta; Magnoliopsida; Asterales; Asteraceae
Product: putative SNAP25 homologous protein SNAP30
Exons: 6
Coding region: 165-1007 (280 amino acids)
Cellular component (GO): plasma membrane; SNARE complex
Molecular function (GO): SNAP receptor activity
Source: RefSeq, a predicted model, not a curated record